UCAGUUGUAUAGAAGACAGUUCCAUUCUAAAGAGGUGUAUCGGUCUCUUCAUUGCCCCUUUGUCCCCUCCAGAAUGGGUGCUGGGAGGACCCCCUGGGUGGUGGCUCUUCUGGUGAACCUCAUGAGGCCGGAUUCCUUCAUGAUUGAAGGCAGAGACUCUCCAGAGGAUUUUGUGAUCCAGGCAAAGGCGGACUGUUACUUCACCAAUGGUACAGAAAAGGUGCGCUUCCUGGUCAGGUUCAUCUUCAACCUGGAGGAGUAUUUACAUUUCGACAGUGACUUGGGGUUUUUUGUGGCACUGACGGAGUUGGGGGAACCUGAUGCUGAUCAGUGGAACAAACGCCUGGAUCUCCUGGAGACGAGCAGAGCUGCUGUGAAUAUGGUCUGCAGGCAGAAUUACAAGCUGGGAGCCCCCUUCACCGUGGAGAGAAAUGUGGCUCCGGAGGUGACAGUGUACCCAGAGAGGACCCCGUUGCCGCAGCAGCACAACCUGCUGCUCUGCUCUGUGACAGGCUUCUACCCUGGGGACAUAAGUGUCCGGUGGUUCCGGAAUGGACAGGAGGAGCGGUCUGGAGUCCUGUCCACUGGCCUUAUUAGGAAUGGAGACUGGACCUUCCAGACGACAGUAAUGCUGGAAAUGAUCCCAGAACUUGGGGAUGUCUACAGCUGCCUCGUGGAGCACCCCGGCCUCCCAAGACCUGUUUCUGUGAUAUGGACGGCUCAGUCUGAAUAUUCCUGGAUAAGGAUCCUGAGUGGAGCUGCGGCGUUCCUGUUUGGACUAACUGUCUUCCUGGUGGGGGCUGUGGUCCAUCUCAAGGCUCAGAAAGGAAAACCACAUUUGCUCCUGACUGGGGACCCCAUUCCCUCUCUCUCCAGCGUCUGUGGAGACUCGGCCUGGUGAUGAGGCCUCAAGAGUGCUUCUCCCACCUCACACCUGGAAAGUUCCUAAUGCAAGCUCCUCCCCCAGAGCCUGAAGUGUGACAAGGCUGGGGCCAGCCUUGGGUAAAGGAUGCUGGCUCUGCAGCACGUGACAUGUGGCCCUGGGUCUUCCCCUCCCUUCCUGUACCUCAGUGGUCCCUCGUUUCCAGGACACGGUCCAGAAAUGUCCGUAGGACAUAAUUCAUUCCAGACCCAAGUUGCUUUGGUCUCUGUGGCCCAAUCCUAACCCUGUGACUGAGGAACCCUCAGCUUUUCUAUCUUCCAACCACAGCUUCUAGUUUUCCAUACAGUCACCUUAAAAAUCCUUAUUGUAAAAAUAAAACAGUCACAGGUAACUACA
Messenger RNA from Apodemus sylvaticus (European woodmouse), 1279 nucleotides. Its product is annotated as HLA class II histocompatibility antigen, DO beta chain. NCBI's taxonomy places the organism in Eukaryota, Metazoa, Chordata, Mammalia, Rodentia, Muridae. The transcript has 6 exons. Gene Ontology annotation, biological process: antigen processing and presentation of exogenous peptide antigen via MHC class II; peptide antigen assembly with MHC class II protein complex; immune response. Gene Ontology annotation, cellular component: MHC class II protein complex; membrane. The coding region runs from base 74 to 901 and encodes 275 amino acids. The record is from RefSeq and is a predicted model, not a curated record. Gene Ontology annotation, molecular function: MHC class II protein complex binding.